GAUCAGCCAAUCACGUCGCUCCAUCCCGGACAGGAAGCUGCGGUGUUUACAUUUUCCAAGAUGGCGGCGGGGAUGUAUUUGGAGCAUUAUUUGGACAGCAUAGAAAACCUCCCGUUUGAGCUGCAGAGAAACUUCAACCUGAUGAGGGACCUAGAUCAACGCACAGAGGAUCUCAAAGGACAGAUAGACUCUCUGGCCAAGGAAUACACAGCCAAUGCUCGGACUCUUUCCUCUGAGCAAAAGCUGUCCAUACUGAGGCAGAUUCAACAGUCUUACAGUAAAUGCAAGGAGUUCGGAGAUGAUAAGGUGCAACUGGCCAUGCAGACGUAUGAAAUGGUUGACAAACACAUCAGACGCCUUGACACAGAUCUGGCGCGGUUUGAGGCUGACCUGAAGGAAAAGCAGAUUGAGAGCACAGACUAUGAUUCCACCUCCAGUAAGGGGAAAAAAGUUUGUGUCAAUCCAGGUGAGACAAGACAGAAGGAAAAGAAGAUGGCUAAGACAAGGUCUAAAGUGAAGAGUUCAGAUGAAGACAGUAGUCCCAAGACUGCACAGAAGAAAGUCAAACUCCUUCAGCCAGGGGAAUUCAACAGCCCUGCCUCCAACUUCGGGAAUGUGCAUCCAUCUGAUGUGCUGGACAUGCCGGUGGACCCCAAUGAGCCCACCUACUGUCUGUGCCAUCAGGUCUCUUAUGGCGAGAUGAUUGGCUGUGACAACACUGAUUGCUCCAUCGAAUGGUUCCAUUUUGCAUGUGUGGGCCUGACAACCAAACCAAGAGGAAAAUGGUAUUGUCCAAGAUGCUCCCAAGACAGAAAGAGAAAAUAAAAACACUUCGCUGUCCUGAAACAAAGGUGUGGACACGAAUCAGAUGGAAAUUGAGAAGAGCAUUUCUUCAUUACUUACUCAGACUUCUUCUUUCUCAUAUUCUUUAACAUUUGGUGCUUUUUCUUUUGGUUUACAGUGUGUAAUUUGCCUUGGUCUGAUGCAGUUUGUGAAGGAGCCAAGUGGUUACAAUGAUAUUUAAAUAUUUUUUUGUAACUGUUCAAAAAUAAUUCUGAAUUUGUUUUUUUUGUUUGUGUUACUUUUGGUGCUCUUAUUGUGUAUUUUAUUUUUAAAUUUUUCUUUUAUGAGUGAAAAAUGAACACUACAAAUGCCCCUGAUGGUUUAUCAGUUUCCAUGAUACUCUAUACUGUAUUUACAUGUAUGACUACAAAAUUUAGGGUAUUUUCUCUGAGAAUGGUUUGGCGGCCAUGGAUUUUUUUUUUUCUUUGCUUUGUUGUAUGGUUAGUUUUUUAUGCUUAGCCUUGGGAAAGUAGUAUUACUUUUUGAAGUGUAACAAGCAGGCAAUGGAAAAUGAAGACAAAUGCUGCAUCCUGACAGUAUUAGUCAUCUGUGGUAGUGAGUUUAAUCAUUUCAUUUCUAACAUUUGAUGAGUGCCGUAUAGAAAGAAACAUAUUUCGUGUAAAGUAUUGUCAUUUGUAGCUGAAACAUUGGUACAGGGCCGAGAGGGUGAUUGUGUUCUCAAUCAUUUGAAUACAGCUACUACCUCAAAAAACCCUGCC
Molecule: messenger RNA, 1562 nt
Organism: Hippoglossus stenolepis (Pacific halibut)
Lineage: Eukaryota; Metazoa; Chordata; Actinopteri; Pleuronectiformes; Pleuronectidae
Gene: ing4
Product: inhibitor of growth family, member 4
Exons: 8
Coding region: 61-825 (254 amino acids)
Biological process (GO): positive regulation of apoptotic process; regulation of DNA-templated transcription
Cellular component (GO): nucleus
Source: RefSeq, a predicted model, not a curated record